This is a messenger RNA of Leguminivora glycinivorella, 6414 nucleotides long. RefSeq names its product zinc finger Ran-binding domain-containing protein 2-like. The transcript is spliced from 8 exons. Gene Ontology annotation, biological process: RNA processing. Gene Ontology annotation, molecular function: lipopolysaccharide binding; RNA binding. The record is from RefSeq and is a predicted model, not a curated record. Bases 219 to 4253 code for a protein of 1344 amino acids. Lineage: Eukaryota; Metazoa; Arthropoda; Insecta; Lepidoptera; Tortricidae.
GCUGGCAUGAAAUAAAGCUUUCUUACUAUGGCUUGAUUUCUUUCCUUACUUACAAAAGAGUGCUUAGUUUUCUUUGAUUGUGAUAUCCGUCAAAAUUCGUUUAUUUACACUUUAUUGUACGAAUAUUCAAAGUGAUCCCUUUCUGCUAAAUGGAAGUAUAGAAAUAAUAUAUAAUGGCAAUAAUUGUUUAGCCAGCGUUUGUACAUAGGUUUCGCACAAUGAACGAAGGCGCGGGGGAUUGGAUUUGUAGUGAUCCGAGUUGUGGUAAUAUAAAUUUUGCGCGACGAGUGUCAUGUUAUCGUUGUAAUAAAGACAGACCCGAUGGAGGGAAAAUGUUUAAAAAGAAACUUGGCACGGAAAUUGGAAAGUCGGCAGCAGAAAAGUCUCGCGGCUUAUUUAACGCCGAUGAUUGGCAGUGUAACAAAUGUGCGAAUGUAAACUGGGCCCGGCGCACGACGUGCAACGUUUGCAAUGCUCCGAAGUUCGGUGAAGUGGAGGCCCGAACCGGCUACGGCGGUGGAUACAAUGAGCGCGGAGUGGUCGAGUAUCGGCGCAGAGAGCCUUCUUCUGAUGACGAGUAUGAUGAAUUUGGAAGAAAAAAGAGGAAACGCAAAUUAGACACGCAGAAUACGGUCGGCAUCACUGAAGGACCUCUAGCCAAAAAAUUGCCACCAGCAUUGCUGCAGAUGGAACUAAACAAGGAUGCAAAGGAAGCUCCUGCACCUAUUCUCUCCACACAGAUUAACAGAGAUGCUGAAAAAUCUCGGCGCACUCUCAGUGAGAGUUCCAUGUGUGAUCUACCUCCACUUAGCAAAAUGGCAUUUCGAAGGCAUCAACUUGACGCUCAUAGCAAAUAUAAUGGACAAGAUCACAUGUUACCAUCAUAUAAGACCAAUGGAACUUAUUUGCGCAAAAGAUUUACUGAACAAGACUCAUUAAAUAAUAAAAUUGCCUCAAAAAUUCUUAAACAGGAGAUAAACAAUGGCCUCACCACUAAGACUACUGAUCACAAUAAGCCUCUAAAGGUAUUCAAACCUUUGAAAAAUGAUGUUGUACAUAAGUUUACUGCACACAAUCCAACAGAGAAUGUUGAAGUUACAUAUUCUAUAGAAGAGAGAGCAAGAGUAGCCGCUUAUGCCAUUGUGCACAAUAAUUGCAAAAUAACCACUGACAAGUUUGAAUCAAUAUAUGGUAAACCAGCCCCAGAUUUUAAAACAAUUUUUGAUUGGAGGCAAAGGCUUUUGAAGACAGGUUGCUUAGAUGACUCUCACAUGCAUUCUGAAAAUCAAAUGGAAAAGAAAAAUAAAUGUGAAUCACCACAUUCAAAAAGUCAACAGUCUGUAGCUCAAGCUAAUCCAGAAGAGAUACCCAUUAGUUCAGACAGUGAAACUGAAAAUACAAAAACAAAUCAAAUCCCAGCUAACUUGAUUCCUAAGAAUAUUGUACGCAGUACUAGUGCCGAGACUCUAGUUCUUUUCAAUACACAAAAGUCAUUGGGAAAUCAAUGUAUUACUGGUCCAGAGCAAGCUGUGAUGACAAGAAAUCAUUCAUCACCACACUGCCGAGCUAGCUCCCUUGAUUCUCAAGACUCUCUGUAUGUGGACAGUGAUUUGGAAAAAGCUGAUACCAAUUCUUCUAAAUCAAAAACAACCCCUGUUACCUCUAAUGGUCAUAAAAACAAACAAUCAACAGGUGUGUCAGAUUCGGAUUCAGUUUCUUAUGAUAGUGAUUAUGUUGAUUUUUUGUCCCGUGUCUAUGGGGAAGGUAAACCCAAAUCUAGAAUGAACAAAAGACAACCCCCGUUGGGAACUGGAACUAAAACGGGCUGUGAGUCAUUAUCGAAUGGCAAUCAAAUCUUUCAAGGAUACUCUACUGUCAACAAAUCGGAACAGUCACCACUAGCAACAGGGAAUAUUUACACAUCAAGUAUGCAAAAUAUGCGAGCAAAAAGGAAUGUCAAUUUUAUUGACACAGAUGGUGGAUCAGCUGAGUAUGUGCCUACUAAACUUGGGUCUUCAACUAAAAAUAACUACCAAGAUUUCAAAAAUAAUGUUAAGAAAAAAGGGUUUUGGGCAAAGGGGAACCAUGCAACAGUCAAUAAAAUCAAGCAAACACCACAGGACACAUCAGUAAAAACAAACACCAAAUCAGUCAGUAACAUCAGUCAAUCUGUCAAUGAACACCAAAUUGAUAAAAUAUUUGCUGUAUUGCAAAAUAACGCGGCCAACAUUCCUCUUCUCAAUUCUAAGGACGACAGCAGUACAAUAGCUUUUACAAGUAAUCCUCCCGACUGUGUUCCUUAUCAAUCACCAUAUAGAACAGAGCCACAGGUCGCGGAUCCUCAGGGUGAUGACUUCACAAAUGAUGAUUUUGAGCAAAUAGUCACUGCUGAUAAUUAUACUCCAUUUGAUGCCCCCAUGCAAUCGAAAGACUCGUCUGCGAUGUCGGAAAACUCGUCUCGUGUUUUCGACGUCGUGCAGUCUGAUUCGGCACAAAAAAAUAAAAGUAUAAUGGAAAUAUUUGACGUGUUUGAUGAUCAUUCCAACCAUGAACCAAAUAGUCUAGAAACCAAUAGUGUAAAACCGUACACUAUGGUAUGGGAUGAAGACGACGAUGCUCUGUACAAGGAUGAUGAUGAAGCUGGGGAUCCCAAUACCAGCGGUUUGAACCCUGCCCCUAAUCAAUUGAUAGACAAAGCUAACAAGUUGGAAUUGGACCAAAGUCAACUUAUCCAGGAUGUGACGAAAAGUUCUCAUCUGACUCCAAGAUCAUAUGAACAGGAAGUACUAUCCGAUGGAGAUUUAUUUACAAAGAAUUUGAUGGCACUAAGUUCUUCCUAUCAAAAGGAGGACACAAAAAAACUAUUGAACCAGGUGAUACAGCCAAAUAUUGCUAACAAAGAAAUUAUUUUUCCUAUACAAAAUCGAACGUUAGAAAAUACGGAGUCACCUGAACGUAAAUUAGCCAAGAAAAUCAAUAUCAUUGAGUCUAUAACAAUUAAACCUAAAACAAGUUAUCAGAGUCACUCCUUAAUCGUAGAAAACAAAACCCAACCAAUCAGUGGAUGUGAGCCACAAGAAAAUAAAUCGCCAAUAAAAAAUAGUACUGAUGACAGCACUACAUCAAUGCAGCCAAGUGUAAAUCUAUCAAAUUUAUUGGCGGGUAUAAAUACAGAUACACUUUUGUUAGCUCUUCAAAACUUGCAACAGUUAGGGCAGAAGGCGCCUGCUCACGCGAGCCCGCAGCAGGCGGCGGGCGAGCAGGAAGGCGCCGCCGUCGAGACUAUCAACUUAACCAAUGACGAAGACUGGGAAAAGGAGUCUGAUCGAGAAGGGAGCAUUGAGAAGCAACUCAAAAAACUGCACGGAAGUACUGGUGACACUCCUUUUUUAAGCGAUAUUUUUGAUCCAGGCCCAGUAGUGAUACCGCCUAAUGUUGCAAAAAAGUUAAAUAUUAAUGGAGAUGACACAUUACCUGAAACACAAGAAAGUACAUCGGUUAUAGGAAAUUUCAAGAGUUUUGCUUUACCAAAACCGAUUAUGUUAAAUAGGCUCAAAUUAGCUAUUAAACAACCAGACAAGACUCCGAAACAGUCCAUCAAUGGGGGAAAGAGAAGACGAAAAAAGAAGAGUAAAGCGACGGCGUCCGGCGAGGGCGAGGGCGAGGGGGAGGGGGAGGGCGGGGCGGACGACGGCGACGAGGAGGAGUCGGGCGACGACGCCGACCUCUCCAAGUACGACUUGUGGGGCAGCGACGACGAGAAGGCCGACUCCUCUAAAACAGAAACUACUGACAAACCUAAAGACGGGAACGGAACAGAAACCGAAGCAGACGGGGCGGAGAAAAAUGGCAAAUCUGAGACACAGGAAAAUAAAGCUGCUAAACGAAGAUCUCGGAGUUCGUCCUCGUCGUCGAGCUCGUCCUCCAGCUCGAGCUCCAGCCGCAGCUCCGCGGACGCUCCCAAAAACAAGUUCGACGACUUCAACCUGAACAGCGAGCGCGAGUCGCCGCAGGGCUCGCCGCCGGGGCGUCGCUCGCGCUCGCCGCACGCGCGCGGCUCGGCCUCCGGCUCCGGCUCCCGGCGCAAGACGCACUCGCGAGACUCCAGAAGUCAUGAGUCGGGACGCGACAAGAAGUCGCGGUCCCGCCGCGGCAGCCGGUCUCGCUCGCGCUCGCGGCCCGCGCGCAAGGAGCGCCGCUACAGCCGCGACGGCGCCUCCUCGCACUACCCCGCGCGCGGGAGACACCGCUAAAUCAUUUAUUAUUACAUACAUGUGCCCGCCAUAAGUACACAUUUUAUUUUGUAAAACAUUAUACCCAGUUGCGUACGAGUGAACGCUGCGAACGGGACGUGCCGUAUUUCUGGAGCGGCGUGUAUCCGUAUUGGACAUAAAGAUCGCCGUAGCAUUAGGUAAAUCUAAUUAAGCUAAAUAAGUACUUCUAAGUUGUGUACUACCGAGUAUAUUAUUAACUCUCAAUCGUUCGCUAUAUUGCAUUUGAGGCAGUUUGCCGUGUGUUUGUUUUAUUUUGCUCCUACACUGGUAGUUAUAAGUUAGUACUAUGGCGUCCUUGCCACGCGGUGUUAUAUAACUGCAGUGUUGGAGCACUAUUAAGUAUGAUUAUCAAAUGAAGGCAUGUUUACAAAAACAACAUAACUACACUAGACAUGAAUUUACAGGAAACGAAAAAAACUAAAUGUCUUCUUAUAUAUUAGCUAUUGGACAUAAACGUUAUAUACGUUAUUUAAGUAAGUGGCCAUUAGUUCCGAAACACACGAUUACACAUCUCAAAGACAAUUAUUUUUGGAAAAAAUAUGAAAAAUAAGUUCGUCAGUUAUGCUGUUUUUGUAAAAUUUUGUUAGUUAUGUUCUUUUUGUUAGAAAAUAAAACAAGUUUCUAUAGAAAUUAUGUUUUGUAUUCUAUCAUUUAUCUUACUAAACUAGUGGAUCUACUUUAAUCUUCACAUCCGCUGCUGUUGUCAUCGUUAUCUACCUCCAGAGACGACGAUUCUUGACACGUAUUAUACAAAAUUGAUUGGUAGAAUUGAUGGCUCGAUGGUUUGACCAAAAACUGCAUCAAUUUUCUCAAGUCGCCUACUUUGUGAGGAUUAAGGGGAAGUGAAGACACAUAAGCACGUUUUAAAUUGAUGUUCUUGGGCACUUUCUUCCUAUUUCUUAUAUCAAUAGUAACCCAAGGUAACCUAAACCGUUACCUAAAUUAAAAAGAGUUUGUAUAUAUUUUAUUGAAAAUUAAGUUUUUUACGUGAACGAUAUACAGUUAUGUUCUUUUUGUAAAAAACAAUGUAGAUAUGUAGUUUUUGCAAAAUGGGUAUAUUUUUGGGGACUGAGUGUGGACAAUUGGGGUCAUUUUUGGACACUAUCUUUUGCUCUACGUAUAGAUCCUGCUUAGACGAAUGCUAUGAUACCAAAAACUCAAAUUCGCAAAAAAUGUUAGUUAUGUUGUUUUUGUAAACAUGCCUUCAAAUCUGCUACACACAGCAGAAGUUCUUAUCCUUUUUAACAUCGAUACUUUAUCUUGUACUUUAUUUUGUACAAGUACAUUUUCAUUUUUAUAGACUAUUGUGAAAGACGUUACGUUAUAGUUCCUGUAUCGGAAAAGCUUUGGGUUUAAAACUUUUUAUUUGGCAUUGUACAUCCUGGAAAAAUGAGCAGAAAUUAAAAAGUGACAAUGCCGUUUUCUUGCACAUAUUGAUUUGAAACAGACAAUACUACAAUGUUGCCACUUUUUAAUUUAAUUUUUCUACCAGACUGAAUCUCGGGGCAUAAUAUUAGGCGAUUUGUAUACCAAGUUUUUCAAUCAAAAUCAUUACAAUUAUUGACCGUCUAGGAGGCACUAAGUCACGUAACUUAGCUUAGUUAACUUGUACAUCUUGAUUAGGUGGCUCGCGUUACUGAAUACUGGUUAGGAACUUGUCUUAUCAUAAUAAAACUCUUAAUGUUAAUAAUCGUCUUUGCAGCACUUAUCACACUGGAUCCGGGCAUCGCACUUCGCUUCGAUGUUUGAGCGAUACGACAGUUUGCGCGGUUUAUAGCGACAUGCGUGGGCGUCACAACGGAGCGACGUGCGAAUCGCAUGGUGUGAUAAGCGCUUAUCGUGUGGAGAGCUUUUUUGUGUCUUGUGGCAGCAGCCAUUUUAGAAAGAUUGAUUUGAAUAAAAUAUUAUAUUAUUUACUUUUCUAAGAUCGAUAGUAUGGUUAGGUACAACAGUUGUAAUUCGCAUUUUCCGUAGUAAAACAUGGUUGCUCGUUUAACCCGAUAGUUCUUUACAUAGUUGUACAGAUUUUUCAUGUCGAGGUAGUGGCGCGUCCACUUAUCUUUUAAGCUCAAUCUCGUUUAUUGGAUAUUUUGUAAAUCUGCUCCGAGUAUUUAGCUCUCAAUAAACGAAGUUAUUCAAU